Arabidopsis arenosa is the source of this 598-nucleotide messenger RNA. The record is from the annotation of a GenBank genome assembly. Lineage: Eukaryota; Viridiplantae; Streptophyta; Magnoliopsida; Brassicales; Brassicaceae.
GAAAAAGGAAAAUUCAGAGAAUCAAAUCGGAAAGGUAGAAGAAUCGGAGUCGGAAAAAUGGAAACGACGAAGAGUAACAACACCGAUUCCGAUGUCAACGCCAAAUGGGACGCUUGUCUCGAUCUCACUGCUCGUCGCUUUGUCUACUCCUCCCUCGGCGGCGCUUUCGCCGGUCUUCUCUUUUUCAGGAGUCCGGUUACUAGAUGGGCUUCGAUUGCUUUUGGUGCUGGAAUCGGUAUUGGUUCUGCAUACACAGAUUGUUCUCGUGUUUUUGAUGCAUCGUCUUCAACUUCAGCUACUUUAUUAGCAGCUCCCAAGACUACAGAGACUUCUGUAUCUCAGGCAGCAGAAGAGUAAAGACAAUGAUGAAGCUUGAAGGUAAAAACCCAAACAAACAUUGAUAGGGUUUAACAUUACGAAACGGAUGUUGAUCUUGGAGGACAAGGCUUUUUGAGAUAUAUGCCAUUGUUAAAAACCUUUUGCUUCUCAGUGAUUUUGUACACUGAUGUCAAAAAUGUUAUUGACCUACUCAUUGUUUUCUUUUAUGGAAAAAUCUUAUGUUCUUCUCUUACUUGAGAAAUAAUUCCUCCGUUUUGAU